AUGGCAUUGAAGCACCUGAUAACCUGUAUUGUGGCAGGUAUUGACUACCUCGUGCAUCCUCAAAUCCUGGGCAGCGUUGAGGAGAGCGUGAGGGCGGACCAGAUCAUCCCCGUCGUCGUCCUGAGCGAGGAGGAGGUCAACGCCGGCCCAGAGAAGCUCGGCAGGACUCUGCAGUAUCUCGUUGAUAACGACGAUGUCUGCACCGAUGAGUUCACCGGCAUCAUAGUCGUCAAACCGUCCGGGUCUGGCUCGCAUCUGCGUGGUGCUUAUGCUAGUGCAUCUGACAUACAGACUUCCCUAGACUGCCCUUUCACGGUAUAUCACCUGACAAAUGGACUUGAUACGUGUGAAGAUAGGGACCUCUUACCAUCUGGGCCAUAUUUCCUGAGCGGGCAGAACCUGCACCAGGCUUGGCGGCUCCACCCUGACGACCUCGAUGCCUUCACCUUCGGCCUAUUGCCAGACAGCCCUUUUGACCCUCAGAGCUUCCAAGCCGUCGCACCGCUGUCCUCAGAUGGUGUCUCCAAGACCAUCCCAGUGCCCAGCCGGUUUUAUCACAAGCCUACCUCAAAGAGACCGCUGGCUGGGAAACGCGUCUCGCUUACAGACUCAUUCGACGUAAAGGGUGCAAAGACGACACUAUCUAGUCGGGCAUGGUCGCAGCUGUACCCCGCUGCCGACACUUCCGCCGCGUACGUCAAGAAGCUGCUCGACCUGGGCGCCGUCGUGGUGGGCAAGACGAAGACGACCCAGUUCUCGACCGGGCUGCAAUGGGUUGACCACCAUCCACCCGUGAACCCGAGGGGCGAUCGCUAUCACCAAGCGUCCGGUAGCUCCGCAGGAGCCGCAGCAUCCCUUGCCGGUUACCGGUGGCUCGAUUUUGCCGUUGGUGGAGAUUCCGACGGAGGUGUCCGGGACCCAGCUGCAGACCAUGGGCUGCAUGCUAUUCGGUCAUCAUUCGACUCAGCGUCCCUAGAGGGCGUUAAGAUCAGUUCAGAGAGAUAUGAUACCGCACCUUUCUGGUCAUUGUGCCACGAUUACUACCACAAAUUUGAUGAGUUCAGGGCUGAUUAUAGCGAUGCCGUUGGCCGCGAGCCCUUUGUUGAGGCGUCUCCUCGCUACCGAUGGGACGUCGGAGAGAGUGUUACGAACGACGAUUACGACGAGUAUCUCGACCGCCUCGACACGUUCAGGACAUGGUUUGAUGAGACUGUCAUGCCCCUAAGCAGCGGAUCUGAUGAUAUCAUGAUACUGCCAGCUGGCAUCGCUGGGCAGAAAUACCAAGACGAGCCCCCGAGUGAACCCGAAUCCCUUGAGGGCAUUGGUAUCAGACUCUUAUCACCGAUUCUGGGCACACCCCAGAUAGUUGUACCAUUCGCGCAGCUUCCCUACAAGUCCCGCGUGACUGAAACACUAGAGUACAGGCCCGUCAGUGUGUCGUUGAUGGGCGCCAGAGGGAGCGACCUUGCGCUUCUGCGCUUGGUAGAAGAAGUCACGCAGGCUGCUGGAUGGCGGACAAAUGUCGACACGGGAAGGCGCGCCUUCCCCGUCGGCAAAAACAGUCGACAUGUACGGGACCUUGGCGAUGACGGCCGUGGAGGUGAGGUCUACAUUCAGCAGCAUGUUGCUGGUCUUGCAGAUGUUUCGGACGGGACACCGGACGAGUUGUAG
Molecule: messenger RNA, 1671 nt
Organism: Diaporthe citri
Lineage: Eukaryota; Fungi; Ascomycota; Sordariomycetes; Diaporthales; Diaporthaceae
Exons: 10
Coding region: 1-1671 (556 amino acids)
Source: RefSeq, a predicted model, not a curated record